AAUAAUACGUUUUGAAUCUCUCUAAGUAAUGUAAUAAGUAAUAAGAUUCGUCGGAUCAGUUUUUAUGGGGAGAUUUGACAAAACACUUAAAACAUAACCUCAAAAAAUAAAUUUGUCCUUCAAUUUAAAAAAAAGUCAGCAUUAAAAAUACAAAUUUGGCUUGUUACGUGAACCACGUGUGCAUUUCCAUUUCGUGACGAUAAGCAGCUACUUACUUAUUUAAAGUAAAACCUCGACGUAAGUCGUUCGCCUAAAAAAAUAAAUGUUGCACAAUUUCCUUAAAAGAGAAAGUAUUUUGCGCGUAGAGUGAGAAGCAACAAGGACGACUUUGUGGAGGGAGCCCCUUUUUUUGUAAUUAACUCUUUCUUAUCCGGCUUCGAAACUGUGAGGAUUCUCGUUGGCCCGAAUCACUCGAUUUAAUCGUGCACGUUUUAGUAGCGAGAUAAAAAAUCAAAACGCGACGUUAUUUAUGUAUUAUCGGUUUAAACGUUGCAGGGUGAACAUCGAAAGUUGAAAUUGAAAUAGAAAUUGUGGUGCGAAAGCGAAAAGACGAUUACGAUGGCUUUGAAAACGGAAAAUAAAAAUUUGGAAUUUGUUGUUAAGAAUCUUUUGGCUGGAGGUGUUGCUGGUAUGGUAUCAAAAACAACCGUAGCACCUUUAGAUCGAGUCAAGAUUCUUUUACAAGCGCACAAUAAGUACCACGCCAGACACGGUGUGGUACAAGGUUUAAAACGGAUUAUAACCUCUGAGGGGCCUUUGGCUUUGUACAAAGGAAAUGGGGCUCAAAUGGUGCGGAUUUUCCCCUACGCCGCGGCUCAAUUUACUUCGUUUGAGAUUUAUAAGCGAUAUCUCGAUGGGAUCUUUGGGAAAACGUCGCAUGUCGAUAAAUUUAUAGCUGGUGCAUGUGCUGGAUUAACCUCUGUUAGUUUAACGUAUCCUUUAGAUACGAUCCGAGCACGCUUAGCAUUUCAAAUUAGCGGAGAGCACAUUUACACAGGUAUUGCACAUGCAGCAACGACAAUUUUUAAAGAAGAAGGGGGAACCCGCGCUUUAUACCGUGGAUUUAUCCCUACAUUAAUGGGAAUGGUCCCGUAUGCCGGGUUAUCGUUUUAUAGUUUUGAAUAUUUAAAGUUUGGUUGCAUGAAAUAUUUACCCAACCUAACCUGUAAUAAAUACUCAAAAAAUACGGGAGGAUUAGUUUUAGCUGUCCCCGCGAAAUUAAUUUGCGGAGGAUUAGCCGGGGCGAUCGCUCAAAGUGUUAGUUAUCCGUUGGACGUGACUCGGAGGCGGAUGCAACUCGCUUUAAUGAACCCCGACACGAGUCAUUUCGCGAAAGGAAUGGUUUCGACGUUGGUGCAUAUUUAUAAGGAGCAUGGUGUGGUAAAUGGGUUGUAUCGGGGGAUGUCGAUUAAUUAUAUGAGGGCGAUUCCGAUGGUUGCUGUGUCUUUUAGUACGUACGAAACGUGCAAGCAGUUGUUGGGGUUAGAUACCGGGUUAACGGUGAAGUAAAAAUGAUUUAGAGUAAGAUUUUUGGUACUUAAAGACAAUAAAAAGGGAAUUAAAUUAAGAAAAUGGUUGGGUUGGAAAAUUACACAUUAAAGCAGUAUUAGAAAGAAAUAAAAUUAAUUUGGCUCUCUUAAUAUAAAUUAUGUACAAUAUUAAUGUAAGUACCUGUUUAUUUUUGUAUAAAGAGAUUGUAUAGUUAUUUUUUUUUGUUUUAAAUAAAAAAUAAACUGCUUGAUA
Molecule: messenger RNA, 1743 nt
Organism: Onthophagus taurus
Lineage: Eukaryota; Metazoa; Arthropoda; Insecta; Coleoptera; Scarabaeidae
Source: RefSeq, a predicted model, not a curated record